Messenger RNA from Amblyraja radiata (thorny skate), 1677 nucleotides. It is a transcript of the gene ankrd40, whose product is annotated as ankyrin repeat domain 40. The record is from RefSeq and is a predicted model, not a curated record. The transcript is spliced from 6 exons. NCBI's taxonomy places the organism in Eukaryota, Metazoa, Chordata, Chondrichthyes, Rajiformes, Rajidae. Bases 30 to 1124 code for a protein of 364 amino acids.
GGGCGGGGCGCGUUGGGCCGGGCCGGGCGAUGGAGGCCGACCCGCAGCUGGAGCUGGACGAGCGGCUGCGGGAGGCCUGCAGUGUCGGGGACGCCGAGUCGGUGCGGCGGCUGCUCGACCGCGGGGCCCGGGUGAACGGGCAGAACCCGGUCAACGGCUGGUGGGUGAGCGGGGAGCGGGGAGCGGGGAGCGGGGAGCCUGGGCCCGGGGAGCGGGGAGCCUGGGCCCGGGGAGCGGGGAGUCUGGGCCCGGGGAGCGGGGAGCCUGGGCCCGGGGAGCGGGGAGCCUGGGCCCGGGGAGCGGGGAGCGGGGAGCCUGGGCACCGGCGGAGUUUCUUGCUGCGGACAUGCCUGGUCCGUGUUACAGGACAUGCCUGGUCCGUGUUACAGGUCAUGCCUGGACAAGCCUGCACUGGGCGAGGUAAGCGUGGGCAUCACCAGAUCGUGUCGUUGUUGCUGGAGACCGGGGCACAGACACACGUGCUCACUAGCAAGGGCGAGAGCGCAGCCCAGCUCACCACCAGGCCCGAGCUCACCGCCCUGUUAGGAGUGGACGAGGAUCAUAGACCGGCGGCCAAUGGCCACGAGGAGCUUCCCAUCGUCCCCCACUACCUGGCCAACCCGCCGCUGCCGGUGGGCGAGGCUGAUCCGGCCCGCGGCCCAGGACAAGGCUCAGGCCCAGCGGGGCUGUUCGCCAACACUGGCCAAGGCUCCGUCCCAGGCCCCGCUCCACAGCUCCUCCCACCGCCUCCAGCUCCUGGCCACUCCCAGCUCUUCUGGAUGGGAGCGCUUCCCGAUAGUGAGCGAGAACUGGUGCUGAAGGUUCGGCUCCACAGCACGGGGACAGAAGCCGACUUCAUCGAGGUGGAGCUCGACCGUGGCUGCCUCACCUACCAAGCGCUGCUCUCCCUCGCCAGUCACGAGCUGGGCGUCAGUCCCGAGCAGGUGGAGAGGAUCAGAAAGCUGCCCAACACUCUGCUGAGGAAGGACAAGGACGUGAGACGGCUGCAGCAUUUCCAGGAGCUGGAGUUGGUGCUGAGGGGAGCGGAGGGAGAGGCGUUGGUGCAGGCAGGUCUGACCGAGCGACCCUGCUACAAUCCUGGCGCCGCCACGCUGAUCUACUGAGGGGCUGGUGUAGGCCCGACCCCCACCUGUAGCCCUGGGACUGGCCGUACCCCAGUACUCCCCCUUCCUGCACCCAAGAAACGCCCACUCCUGACCCUGGAAGCACCCCCCACCCCCCCCCCCCCAAUCCUGUAACCCACAACCCCUGGCCCCCUCAGCCUCUGUAGUCCUGGAGCCCCCCCCCACCGCUCCUGCACCCAUGAAGCUCCAACCCUACACCCACGCUACGGAGCAUCUGUUUACAGAUUGGCUGAACACAGACAUCCGGAUAUUUUUCUACUGCCCUCGUGCCAGGGGGCAGGCGUCAGGGGUCACCCUCCUUGUGCUGGGGGGUUCAGGGGUCACCCACCACGUGCCUGGGCCCCACCCUGACCCCUCGCCCGGUCAGGCCACGUCAGGUGUGGACGCCCCACUGUCCCGCCCCCCUCCGGCUAUGCAGCUAGAUAUCGCUAUUUUUCUAUAAACCUCACUCUUUUAGGCACUUUUCAAAACUAUAUUAAUUAUAGUUAUUAAUAAAACUCGCUCUGCCUUUGCUGCAGAGACUGCAAUAAUG